Messenger RNA from Aphis gossypii (cotton aphid), 2513 nucleotides. Its product is annotated as inositol-tetrakisphosphate 1-kinase-like. Gene Ontology annotation, biological process: inositol trisphosphate metabolic process. The record is from RefSeq and is a predicted model, not a curated record. Lineage: Eukaryota; Metazoa; Arthropoda; Insecta; Hemiptera; Aphididae. Gene Ontology annotation, cellular component: cytoplasm. The coding region runs from base 657 to 1730 and encodes 357 amino acids. Gene Ontology annotation, molecular function: magnesium ion binding; ATP binding; inositol-1,3,4-trisphosphate 6-kinase activity. The transcript has 9 exons.
UUGUAGGUACACGGUUGCGGCGAAACGCGUGGGCGCACACACACUGUCACAAACGUGAUCUGCGAUUGCACGAUUCGUGGUGAUUCAUUUAGUUGUUAUCACUCCGUGCUACCGGGCUACCGGAGUAUCAUCAAAAUAUUACAUUUAUUUAUAUAAUAUAUACCAUCUAGUUUUUCAUAUUAUUUUGUUAUUAUGUAAGAUAGGUAUUGGCUUUAAAUUUGCACACAUUGUAUCAUUAUGGUAUCAUAUAUCAUCACAUAUGUAUAUAUAUAAUUUAUUAUCGUACUUUAUGUAUAAUCGUGAUAAGAUUGAGAAGAAAAAAAGUGAAACCAUCACAAUAUACAACUACUGUGCGAACGGCAAAUAAGCAAGCUAUCAGGUAACGAUUAACAACGCAUACCGCAUACGACACACGGUGAUGGGCGGUAAACGGCCUUCGAAUCUUAAUGCAGUUGUUUCUCAGCGCGUAUUUUUCUGGUAAAAUAAUUGAAAAUAAUAAUUCGUAUUCGGUCCAAGAUGACGAAUGAGUGUGCAACACUGCCACAUUUGUAUGUGGACAUGUGAAUUGAGCGCACGCGACUUGCAGUGUGUUGUUAAUUGAGGAAGACGAUAUCACCGUGUCAAUCUAGACAUAGUCUAGUAGACUAGUGGCCGCGAUGGACGAAAACGACAAAGCCCCGUCGUCGAUGGUCAUCGGAUACUGGAUGUCCGACAGAAAGAGCCAGAAACUCAAUUGGAUCGAAUUUGGAAAAGUGUGCAGGCAGCAUGGAUAUGAAUUAGUGAAAUUGGAUCUUGAAAGACCAUUAGAAGAUCAAGGGCCAUUUGCAGUAAUUUUACAUAAACUUACUGAAAUAAUUGCCAGAAACGAUGAAAAGGCAAUUCAAAUCAUAGAUAGAAUUGAACAGUAUAUUAAGAAUCAUCCAAAAGUAUUAAUCAUUGAUCCAUUAGAUAGUGUUCGUACCUUGCUCGAUCGCUACAAAACGUAUAAUGUCGUGUUGAACACCACCUUGAACAAUAUUGAUGUUUUUACACCAACAUUUGUGGAAAUUCUGUCAACCAAUGUGAAAGAGAAUAUUAAAAAACUAAAAAAUGCUGGAGUCACGUUUCCAUUCAUUUGCAAGCCAUUUGUAGCUCAAGGUACAACUUACUGUCAUCAGAUGUCUGUAAUUUUUAAUGAACGAGGUGUAGCUGAUUGUAAGCCUCCAUGUGUCGCUCAAUCAUUCAUUAAUCACAAUGCAAUUUUGUACAAGCUGUAUGUGGUUGGAGAUCAUUAUCAAAUGGUUGAGAGACCAUCAUUAAAAAAUUUUUAUGCUUCAAAUGAUGAUCGAGAUACUAUUACUUUUGAUAGUCACUCUGUGUCUAAAUCAGAUUCAAGUAGCGAACUUAGUGUACUUGAUCCUUCUGAAAGUGCCAAAGGAUCUUCCAUAGAUCCAAUAAAAUUGCAUUCUAUUGUCAAAACUCUCGGCAGUUAUCUAAACAUGUCUCUAUAUGGUGUUGAUAUUGUUGUUGAAAAUGAUACUAAUCGGCAUGCAAUUAUUGAUAUUAAUGCUUAUCCUGGUUAUGAUGGAUUUCCAGACUUUUUUGGGAAACUUAUAGACUGUGUAAUAUCAAGACGUGCUCAAUCAGUAUGCUCUAAAGCAUAUUUUGAAGACUCUGGAUUUGAUACUAGUGAUUCUAGUGAUGAAAAAAAAUCUCGCGCCAAACUGAAUUCAAUUAAUCAAUAUAAUUAAAACUGAUCAAUUAAUCUUUGCCUAAAAUUUGUAUACUUAUUUUUUGUGUAUACAUUUUAUAUUUCGUCAAUCUGAUUUUUUAAUCUAUUUGAUAAGUUAAAUGUAUUGUUAAUACUUCUAUUAGGUUUUUUUUUUUAUAAAUAAUUGUUUUACAAUCUGAACUGUUCAUGUUGCAGAACACCAAGAUUUUAAGAUAAUCAUAUUAAAAAUAAUUGAUAAAAAUAUUUUUAUACAUAUAUAUUUAUAAUAAAAAAAAAAAAAAAUACAAAUUAAGUAUGUUUUCCAGUUGAAAUAUAUUUUUCAAAUAAUUUGCUGAUAAAAUGUGUUUACUCAAUGAGUAAUAUUAUUGCUUGCUGACUUUUGCAAGAUGUUUUUACAUUAAUCAUUAAUUUUCCCUUUAUUCAUUAAUUGUUGAUAUUGGUUAUUGCAAUAUAUUAUCAAUUUUACUUUGAUUAUAUAUUAAAUCACCUGUUAACAACUUUUAUCCGUAACUGUCAAUUAAUUAUUGUUUAAAAUUUAAAUUUACUGUAUAAUGAUUAAUAAUUAAGGCAAUUUUAGGUACUUACAUAAGUAUGAUGUUUGUGCCAAAUUUAACUUUUGACAUUGUCGAAUUAUAUUUGAAAAAUUGAAUUUAAAUAAAUAUAUACCCAUGUAUAUAUAUUAUAUAUAUUUAAUAUGAUGUUUAAUGUAAAAAUCUUAAUAGUGUACUCACUAUUCAUAACUACCCUUAAUUGUUUAUUUCUGUAUUGUUGCACAAAUAAAAUGUUAAAGGCCUGAGUUUUA